AUGAUGGUGACCGAGCGUGGUGGAAAACAACCAUCAUCGCGUACAUUGUUGCGUGGGAAUGCGUUCUUGUAUUCGGUUGCCGCCUUUGCCGCGUUAGGGCAAUUCUUGUUUGGAUAUGAUCAAGGAGUGAUGUCAGGUGUACUUGUAAAUCAACGUUGGCUUGAAUUAUUUCAUUAUCCGGAUGCUGUCAUGAAAGGCCUUGUUGUAGCCAUCUUUGAAUUAGGAGCAUUGGUAACUUCAGUGAUAGCUGGUUGGGCCAUUGAUCAUUUUGGUCGCGUUGGGACCAUUCGUAUUGGUGCCUUUGUUUUCAUCAUUGGCGGUACCUUGCAAACAGCUGCCAACCACAUUGCUCUAUUGCUGGUGGGUCGUUUAGUUGCUGGCUUUGGUGUUGGCUUUUUUAGCACUGUCAUACCCAUCUAUUCUGCAGAGCUUGGACGUGCCGAAAAUCGUGGUGUCGUAGCUGUGUUUAGUAUGAGCAUCAUCCUUGUCGGGCUUGCAGCAUCAGGUAGUCCUAGCAACAUCAUCAGCAUAUCCCCUACCCUAUUCAUCAUACAUGACAAGGAACAUGAUCACCCUGACGUGGUGCGGGAUCACGACCAAAUUCUUGAUGCGGUAAAGUUUGAAGAAACGCUGGGCAAGAUGACCUGGCGGGACAUGUUUGUCGUAUACAAACGACGUUCUUGGAUUGCCAUUAUUGUUCAAACAUGUGCUCAGCUUCAAGGAAUGAACGUUAUUAAUUACUAUGCACCUAUAAUCUACCAAAAAGUGCUAGGUCCGGGAAAGCUGGUAUUGCUCAUGAAUGGGGUUACUGCAACGAUCUUUGUAUUUGGUGCAUGGACAUGUAUGUUGCUGGUUGAACGAUGUGGACGCCGUCCUCUCUUUUUAGCAACAAGCCUCAAUCUUGCUCUAUGGCUGAUUCUCAUGGCAAUCUUUACAAGUGGUAUUGUAAGUGAUACAAGGGCUUCUUCUAUUAUGACCAUUGUUUGUGCAAUGGUGUUCAUUUUUACAGUUGGCCUUGCUUGGGGACCCGUCGCAUGGUUGUAUGUGGCCGAGAUCUUCCCAUUGCGAGCUAGGGCAAAGGGUGUGGCACUCUCAACAAUAUCACAUUGGUUAUGGAACUUUGCGGUGGGAUUAUGGACGCCACCGCUUCUUGAAAGCAUCGGCUGGGUUACCUAUCUUCUUUAUGCAGCCAUGUGCAUUGCCACGUUUAUCAUUGUUUACUUUACGUUUCUUGAGACCAAAGGAAAAACCCUUGAGGAAAUUGAAACCCUUUUUGGUGACAACAAUCAACAUGCUAGACAACUUAUUCAUUCUGGCAUUGGAAGCAACAAUAAACCACCUUCCACUUAA
Lichtheimia ornata is the source of this 1350-nucleotide messenger RNA. RefSeq lists its product as uncharacterized. Gene Ontology annotation, cellular component: membrane. The coding region runs from base 1 to 1350 and encodes 449 amino acids. Gene Ontology annotation, molecular function: carbohydrate:proton symporter activity. Gene Ontology annotation, biological process: carbohydrate transport; transmembrane transport. The record is from RefSeq and is a predicted model, not a curated record. The transcript has 8 exons. NCBI's taxonomy places the organism in Eukaryota, Fungi, Mucoromycota, Mucoromycetes, Mucorales, Lichtheimiaceae.